Molecule: messenger RNA, 8643 nt
Organism: Rhinolophus ferrumequinum (greater horseshoe bat)
Lineage: Eukaryota; Metazoa; Chordata; Mammalia; Chiroptera; Rhinolophidae
Gene: COP1
Product: COP1 E3 ubiquitin ligase
Exons: 20
Coding region: 312-2510 (732 amino acids)
Biological process (GO): proteasome-mediated ubiquitin-dependent protein catabolic process
Molecular function (GO): protein binding; ubiquitin protein ligase activity
Source: RefSeq, a predicted model, not a curated record
CCGCCCCUUCCGCCGCUCGCGCACGCGCACCGCCGGGCCUCGGCGCCCCAGGGUUGGCUGCGGCAGGGUACCGCGGCGGCGGCGGCCUCAAGAGCGGCAGUGGUUUCUCCUCGGCUUUAUUAGUUUCCUCCGCCCCCUCCCGUCGGACGCUGUCGUGUGGUCGCCUUACAAAAAUCAACUUUAUUGUUCCUCAGCCCCACCUCCGGCGCGGCGCGCGUCCUCAGGAUGCACUGAGCGGAGGCAGGGGAGGCGGCGGCGGCGGGUCGCGGUCCCUCUCCUCCGAGCGCCCCGCCGGAGGGGAGGGAGUCACGAUGUCUGGUAGCCGCCAGGCCGGGUCGGGCUCCGCCGGGACCAGCCCUGGCUCCUCGGCGGCCUCCUCGGUGACUUCCGCCUCCUCGUCCUUAUCCUCUUCCCCGUCGCCCCCUUCCGUGGUGGCGGCUUCGGCGUCGGCGCUGGGGUCCGGCGGGGCAGCCCAGGCCGCGGGCUCCGGCGGCCUCGGGGGCCCGGUGCGGCCUGUGUUGGUGGCGCCCGCUGUGUCCGGCAGCGGCAGAGGGAGCGGCGGUGGGGUGGUGUCCGCGGGCCUGUCCCGGCUCAGCUGCGCGCCCAGGCCCAGCGCCGGCGGAGGAGGGAGCAGUUCCAGCCUCGGCAGCGGCAGCAGGAAGCGACCUCUGCUCGCCCCUCUCUGCAACGGGCUCAUCAACUCGUACGAGGACAAAAGCAACGACUUCGUAUGCCCUAUCUGCUUUGAUAUGAUUGAGGAAGCAUACAUGACGAAAUGUGGCCACAGCUUUUGCUACAAGUGUAUUCAUCAGAGUUUGGAGGACAAUAAUAGAUGUCCCAAGUGUAACUAUGUUGUGGAUAAUAUUGACCAUCUGUAUCCUAAUUUCUUGGUGAAUGAGCUCAUUCUCAAACAGAAGCAAAGGUUUGAGGAAAAGAGGUUCAAAUUGGACCACUCAAAUGGCCACAGGUGGCAAAUAUUUCAGGAUUUACUGGGAACUGACCAAGAUAACCUUGAUUUGGCCAAUGUCAACCUCAUGUUGGAAUUACUAGUACAGAAGAAGAAACAACUGGAAGCAGAAUCACAUGCAGCCCAACUACAGAUCCUUAUGGAAUUCCUCAAGGUUGCAAGAAGAAAUAAGAGAGAGCAACUGGAACAGAUCCAGAAGGAGCUCAGUGUUUUAGAAGAGGAUAUUAAAAGAGUGGAAGAAAUGAGUGGCUUAUACUCUCCUGUCAGUGAAGAUAGCACAGUGCCUCAAUGUGAAGCUCCUUCUCCAUCACACAGUAGUAUUAUUGAUUCCACAGAAUACAGCCAACCUCCAGGUUUCGGUGGCAGUUCUCAGACAAAGAAACAGCCUUGGUAUAACAGCACAUUAGCAUCAAGACGGAAACGACUCACUGCUCAUUUUGAAGACUUAGAGCAAUGUUACUUUUCUACAAGGAUGUCUCGUAUCUCAGAUGACAGUCGAACAGCAAGCCAGUUGGAUGAAUUUCAGGAAUGCUUGUCCAAGUUUACUCGAUAUAAUUCAGUACGACCUUUGGCUACAUUGUCAUAUGCUAGUGAUCUCUAUAAUGGUUCCAGCAUAGUCUCUAGUAUUGAAUUUGACCGGGAUUGUGACUAUUUUGCGAUUGCUGGGGUUACAAAGAAAAUUAAAGUCUAUGAAUAUGGAACAGUCAUUCAGGAUGCGGUGGAUAUUCAUUACCCUGAAAAUGAAAUGACCUGCAAUUCCAAAAUCAGCUGUAUCAGUUGGAGUAGUUAUCAUAAGAACCUGUUAGCCAGCAGUGACUAUGAAGGCACUGUCAUCCUAUGGGAUGGGUUCACAGGACAGAGGUCAAAGGUCUAUCAGGAGCAUGAGAAGAGGUGUUGGAGUGUCGAUUUUAAUUUGAUGGAUCCUAAACUCUUGGCUUCGGGUUCUGAUGAUGCAAAAGUGAAGCUGUGGUCUACCAACCUAGACAACUCAGUAGCAAGCAUUGAGGCGAAGGCCAAUGUGUGUUGUGUUAAAUUCAGCCCCUCUUCUAGAUACCAUUUGGCUUUCGGCUGUGCAGAUCACUGUGUCCACUACUAUGAUCUUCGUAACACUAAACAGCCCAUCAUGGUGUUCAAAGGACAUCGCAAAGCAGUUUCUUAUGCAAAGUUUGUGAGUGGUGAGGAAAUUGUCUCUGCCUCAACGGACAGUCAGCUAAAGCUGUGGAAUGUAGGAAAACCGUACUGUCUACGUUCCUUCAAGGGUCAUAUCAAUGAAAAAAACUUUGUAGGCCUCGCUUCCAACGGAGAUUACAUUGCUUGUGGAAGCGAAAACAACUCUCUUUACCUGUACUAUAAAGGACUUUCUAAGACUUUGCUAACUUUUAAGUUUGAUACAGUCAAAAGUGUUCUGGACAAAGACCGAAAAGAAGAUGAUACAAAUGAAUUUGUUAGCGCUGUGUGCUGGAGGGCACUGCCAGAUGGGGAGUCCAAUGUGCUGAUUGCUGCCAACAGUCAGGGUACAAUUAAGGUGCUGGAGUUGGUAUGAAGGGUUUACGCGGUUAAAUUGUACUUGAUCCUCCUGACAUACAUCUGCAGCUGACAAUGAGAGAAGACAGAACUGUCAUAUCAUGUCUCUCCCCAAAGUCAUCAUGGGCUCUGGAUUGCUUUUGAGUAUUUUUUCUUCUACUUUUUUUCCUCCUUUAUGACCUUCGGGACAUUGAGAAUACCCAGUGGACUCUCCACCAUCGAUGUAACUUUAUGGACUUUGCUGCUGUUGGUGGUGUGGUUAUCUAAUUUUUGUGAUAGGGAAACAAAUUCUUUUGAAAUAAAAAUAAAUAACAAAAAAUAAUAAAAGUUUAUUGAGCCACAGUUGAGCUGGGAAAGUUUUUGUCAAAUGUGGCAAGAGAUGAUAAUCUUUUCAAGAAGUAGCACACAUGAACUGUAGAAUAAUGUCCCAGUGAAUCCUUUUUAAGGUCCAUGUUUCCUGACCUCUUUGGAAUUAUGCAUGUCAAUGUAAAUAUAAAAGUAUACAGCUUCCUUUCAGUGAAUUUAAUGUUUACAGUAGGUGGUGGGAAGAUUAAUAACUUUACCUUAUGCAUUAUUUUCUUCAUUCUCUGACCAGAUUUAUAUCAUCAGCAAGUACUAUACUCCUCAGUCCCCCUGGAUCUGACCAAGGAUCUAAAAUUUUGGCUCAUUGAGACCACAUUCAAACAGAAAGGGAAUGUCAAUCUGUGACACGUAUCUCUGUCUUUGCCUUUGAAAUGUCACCUAUACAUACCAUAAGCCCUAAGUGCAGGCAAACCAACUUAUUUUAUAAAAUCUUAGCUAUCAGGUAUCAUAGCUACUAGUACCAUCUGGACUGAACAUAGACUUAGAGCGCGGGUCAGCAAACUUUUUCUGUAAAGGGCCAGAUAGUAAAUAUUUUAGGCUUUGCAGGUCAUGUGGUUUCUGAUGCAACUACACACCUCUGGUAGCAGAAAAGCAGCAACAGACCAUAUGGAAACAUAUGGGUAUAGCUGUGAAACAGGUAGAGGAAAGUAAUUUGAAGCCCAGUCCCCCAAAUUUCCAAGCCAUCUAAUCUCUUAGACUGUCUGAUUUUCAGUUUGUAAAAGGAAGGAAGUUACUAGUUAAAGUAGUAGGUCAAGCAAAGGUAAUGAGAUGCUUUCUGUUUGAGCUACUUGAAAAGUCUGAACACUUUUUAGAAAGAGAUGUAAACGGAAUUAUACUUCGCACAUAUUAUAUAAAAAAUACACUUGGAGAAGCUUGGUUUGAAUAAGUAUAGAAAUGAUAUAGGUUAUGUAAAACCUUCCCAACAGUCUGGAACAAUACUUUUAUUAUCAAACACAUUAAUAUUUCUGCAGUAAAAUGUAUGAAUGUUCGUAUUAUAUGGGAUUAAUGAAGGCUAAAAUUAGUCUUGUGUCAGUUUAGGUCAGUUUUUAUCAUCAAAUGAGUUUGCCUCAAACUUAGGUGGAAUUCUUUAGUUUUCAGCUUUAAGACAUUUAUAUCGUACUUCUGGAAGUUAAGAACCGGAUAAACUUUUGGAUUCGGUUCUGAGAGAAAAGGUCACUGUCAUUCAAAAGUUACACCUGUCAUCAACCAGAACAAUGUUAGUUGGCCUUCGUUUCCAAGAAUAAUGAAUGACCUUUUGCAAAAGUGUAUAAAGGAAUAUUCAGAUGUAGAUUCUUCACUUAAAGAACUUCACUUAGGCAGAUAUGUCUAGAAAAUCAUCAAAGUAGGAAGCAGAGAAUUGAUGCCUCUUUGAAUGUCUUUAAAUAGAAGCAGAUUAUUAUGGUUUUUGAUUUGAUCUAAUUUUUUUAUAUAUUUUAUUUCAAGCUGUCACCAUUAUAGUGUCAUGUUAAUUUUCAUAUGUUUGCAAGGAUGUAGUAAGUUACCCUUAGUUAUCAAAGGGACUCAAUUUUUAAUGAAUUAUUAUUUUAAAAAGGCAGUGCUUUAUUUAUAUUUGUGUUUGAAGUAUUUUUCUUGUAAAUAGUAAGAAACCAUUUUAAAAUUUGGGUUAGUCUAUGCAGUAUGUCAACAUCAAACUAAUAUUACUAUUCCUUGGAAAAAUAACAAUAGUUAAAUGAAACAUGAAGAUAAUGUACAUUUUAAUACUGGAAGAACUUAAGAAGAAUAGGGGUUUUCGUGUUUCAGUCUAAUCUUUAUUUCAGUGGAUUUGUAGAGGUUUCUGAGACAAAGUAGCCUUUGUUCUCAGGCACACAACUCAUGCAUAAGAAACAUUAAAGAUUGAGCUUUGUAAAGUUCUUGUAAGAUUGAAUUACUAGAAUCAAAAAAUGCAUGGGACCAAGCCUGAGCUUCAGAAAGAUGAGCUUGGCUGGACCAUCAGGAGGCAAGGAAGAGACGAGUAUAGGAUGAGUUUGAAGAGGUAGAGGAGCCCAAUAGAUAAGUGGAGCCUUUUAGGGCAUGGUUGAGAAUUUGAAUUUUGUUUUGAAAGCAGUUAAAAUAGGGGUGAAGUGGAAUGAUAUGAUUUCGUUUGUUGUGAGUGGAUAGAUGGGGUCAAGAGUACAAUUAGGAAGGUGAUCAGUCAGGAGUUAAUGGUGGCUUGGCCUAGGGUGGUGGCGUGAUCCAACCUAAAAACCUGUUUCAGAUUAAUAGAGUUUACCGCAGUCUGGAUUCCUGUACCUUGAAAGUUUCUUGAUUAAUUUUUAAAAUCAUUUUCUCCUACGUUGUAACAACAAAGAAUACAACUCAGCCAAUCUAUUUCUUCAAUAAGGUUAUACAAUCCUCAACCAGCGGUAAGUCACUUGGGAACCUCAUGACCAAAACGUGUAUGUGCUGUUUUGGGGACUCCACUUCUCUUAAGCUCAGCAGUACUAAAAGCUACUUAGCCUUUGGUUCUAAAUGUAAAGGCAGUGAGUCUUUGCCCUUAAUGUAAUUAUGCAAAUAUAACGGAUUAAUAGUCAGGAAACGGGCUUUCUUAGAAAUGAGCCUGUUGUGUUGCAUGACUCAUAUAAUAGUAGCACCGUGUAGUUCCUCCCAGAGCAGUUACUUACCAGCUUCUGUGUGGCUUCUGCGUAAUAUGUUAGGUACUCCUGGGUGUGGGGACUAAAGAGAAAAACCAUAAUGAUCAUUCUAGAAAUAUUUGCUGAGCUCCUGCUUUGUGCAAGCGAGAUACUAUGUACUACAUGAUACUACAUACUUUCUAACAUAAAUAAGGUAUAAUUCCUACCCGCAAGCUUUUUGUCCAGUGGGAGAGACAGAUAAGUAUACAGUAUACACAUACUAUAGUAGACGUAAAUUAUAGCUAUACUAGAGAUUAAAGACUGGGAGGAGGGCGGUUACCAGGAAUUUUUUCCCUGGUAACAGCUGAAUCCUGAAAAGCAGGUAAGAGUUAAGCUAUAGAAGGCAAAGGGAAACAAACAAGAAGAUACGAGUAGCUCCUACUGACCAAACUUGGAACAAUUUGAGCAACAUAAUAAAUAAGCAUUGGAUUAUACAUUACAACCCAAAAUAUAAAAUCAAUACCCAUGAGUCCAUACUGAUAUAAAUGAUUGAAGAAAUAAAUAAAUGGAAAGAAGAAAUAAAUUUCCCAUACAAAAUACCAAAUUAGGUAGGUCCUUCACCCUCAGGGAGAUGGAACAUAAUUCCCCACUACUUAAGUAUGCACUGUACAUAGGGACUUCCUUCCAAAGCGUAUUGUCAGAGAGCAAAAAAAGUAAUUUAACAGUGGAGAAAUCUGACAUUACCGUAGCCAGGUGAUCAAGGUCAAUAUCAAACGGUAUAAGUCAUAUUGUUAAUGGUAUUUACCCUUGAUAAUGUAAUGAAAAUGGUACUUUAACUGUGUGGUCUUCCUCCCCAAAAUUCUUAACUCCAGUCUAAAUGAGCAAAAUAUCAGAUAAAUCCCUACUGAGGAACAUCCUACUAAAUAGCUGACCAGACUCCUCAAAACCAUCAAGGUCAUCAAAACAGAGAAAGUUGCAGCCAUGAAGAGCCUUAAAAGACAUGACCAAAUAUAAUUUGAUAUCCUGUGUGGGAUCCUGAAGCAGAAAAGGACACUACAUGAAAUCUAAGGAAGUCUGAAUAAAGUAUGGACUUCAGUGGAUAUUAAUGUAUCAGUAUUGAUUCAUUAAUUGUAACAGAUGUACCAUACUAAUAGAAAAUGUUAAUAAUAGGGGAAAUUGGGUGUAGGAUAUAUGGGAACUCUUGAUUUCUUGACAAUUCUUCUGCAAGCCUAAAAAAAUCUAAAAUUUUAUCAAAAGUAAAUAAAAUGUAUGAGGAUAGAUCCAGUAUAUACUAAACAAAGUGCAAGCUGAAGCUAGAGAAGUACACAGAAUAAAUCACAAUCAUCUGUCCCACUUAUCACUUAAAAAGAGGCAACAUAUGGAGUUUAGAGGAGUUUUAAGUUAUAACUCAACUUUGUCACCAAGAAAUUGUAUCCCUUUGCGAGAGAUAGUAAGCCUCUGUACUCCAUAUUUAUCUAAAUUCUACUUAUUGAGAACGAUACUCUCCUCUCUGUUAAUAAAUAAGAUUAUACGAUACAAAGUCCGUAGUCAUUCUUGUGAUUUAGUCACUCAGAUACCUGAGUGCCAGCAAUUACUUGUUUCUUCUUUUUACCUGAGAUCAUUACAGCUUCUCACUAGGACAAUCAAGAAAUCUUUUCAUUUGUGCAUGGUUUUAAUUUGUUCUUGUUUCUCUGUGACUUAUUUGUCCUUGAUGAGUUGUAGAAGCAAACGUAGAAGUGCCCAAGUUCUGAGGGAGCUCUUGGGUUGGAAGUGGGUAAGGACUGUCAUGAAUUCUAAGUUCAGGUUCCCCAAAAUGGUACGAGUCUAGGUUAACCGAGUGUGGUGUAAUAUUUGCAAUCUCUCUGAGGUUGGUUUUACGGAUUUUCCUAGAUGCACUGCUUUUGCCCUGCUGUCAGUCUGUGACCAGAGAGAGGUUUAAGUCUUUUGGAAGAACCACAUAAAAAAAAUAGUCUUCAGGAUUUUCAAGAGAAAGAAUCAAGGCAAACAUAAGUAAUUGCAUACUUCUAUACCCAAAAUAUAAAGGUUCAUCUUUAGUUUUAUGUACCAGAAAAAAUGUUUUAUCCCAGAAACCUUUUUGUAAGAGCGUUUCAGUGGAAUAGCAGCCUGAUGAUAACUCAGUUCACUUCCCUGGUUGGGAUCCUCAGCGAGUGAUCUGUAAUGGAUGGAUGUGGGCUGUUGCGAAAGGAAUGAACGAAUUAAAUUUGUAUAAUCAAUGGCAUAUGGUGGCUCUAUUUUCAACAAAAAAGUGCCUAUUAAUGAGAUAGUUCUUCUAGGCUAGGUAGGGGUCAGGAGACUUUUUCUGUAAGGGGCCAGAUAGAGGAAAUAGUUGAGACUUUGUGAUCCAUAUGGUCUGUCACAACUACUUAACUCUGCCGUUGUAGCCGGUGGAAGCGACCUUAGACAAAAUGUAAACAAAUGAGUGUGGCUGAGUCCCAAUGAAACUUUACGAGUGGACACUGAAAUCUCAAUUUCAUUUAAUUAUCAUGUUUCACAGUAUUUUUUUUAAAUUACUUUCCAAGCUUUUAAAAAUGUAAAACCAUUCAUUGCUGAUGAGCCAUACAAAAAAAAAAAUGUUCCCAGGAUGGAUUUGCCUGGCAGGCCAUAGUUUGCUGACCUCUAGUCUAUGUGUUCACCAUACAGGAGUGGCAGGAAAAAGAGAAAAACCAUGAAAAGCCCAAUCUUUCCUGCGCAUGCAGUGGCUAAAGUAUUUUUGCGACAAUGGCGUUCUCUUUCUAUAACGGAGUGUGUCUACCACAGGAACCUGAGAGGCCGUUUUGGAGGGUACACCACAUGAUGCAAAGUUUUUUGUUGUGGCAUUGUAAAGCAGUUUCCACCUGGGUGCACACAAGCAGUGUUGAUGUAUGUUGGUAUGUGCAUUUUCAGAGAACCAAGGAACACUCUUUUUCUGUUAAAGCUCAGUAAACAGUGAGCCAUUUAGACAUUUUAUUCAGUGGAAUAUGAAGAUCUCUGCAAUGCUCUGAAAAGUUUGUGCUUAAGGGAGCCUGUUGAGUGUGGAAAAGCAGGUAGGCUUUUUUACAGGGGUGGCUUUUUUCCUUUUCUGGUUCUUUCAUCCUGAGCUAUUGAAAUUUCCUUUCGGAAUAUAAAAGAAGCUUCUCAAGCCCACAGCACUUACAUGAAGACUUGGAACCCGACUGAUGUUUUCUUGGAAUGACUCAGUUUCUUAUAAGUGUGCAUACG